Molecule: messenger RNA, 1491 nt
Organism: Colletotrichum truncatum
Lineage: Eukaryota; Fungi; Ascomycota; Sordariomycetes; Glomerellales; Glomerellaceae
Product: protein ivy1
Biological process (GO): vacuole fusion, non-autophagic
Cellular component (GO): fungal-type vacuole membrane
Molecular function (GO): phospholipid binding
Source: RefSeq, a predicted model, not a curated record
AUGGAGACAUCCACAGCCGGUAACGGCUCCGCCGACGACCGUCCGUCGACCCCGACGCCCUCCCAGUUGCCCCCGAUUCCAAACUCCCCAGUCUAUUCGCUCGCCUCGACCGCGAACCCGCUGUCGUCCUUCCACCUCCCGCUGCCACCACCCCCACGGCCUGUCCACGCUGUUCUUACAAAAUCCGACAUUGAGCAAUCUCAGACGGCGUAUUCGGACCUCUUGCAGACGGCGAAAGCAUAUCGCGUCGCGCUGGCAUCAUUAUCGACCGCCGCCUCCGCCUUUGGCUCCGCGCUAGAGUCUUGCGCCCGUCUGAAAGAAGCCCGCGCAGAAAGCCUCACUGGGGGAUCUCAACCAGGGGGAGGGUUAUCAGCAAGCUUCACCGCUGGCGCCAAAGGAACAUGCACUGCAGACCUGCUACUAUCGGCCUCGGGCGUGCACCACCUAGUAGCAAACCAUCAACAAAUCCUCUCCGAGACAGUAUACCGAGACUUCGAAGUGCCCCUACUCCACGAGCUAGACAAGUGGCGGCAGCGCGUCGACGACGAGGAGGACGCCUACGUUAGGGAAGUCAAGGCCCGUAGCAGGGAGAUUCAGAAGCUGGAAAAGGAGGGCUUGAAGCUGCACAAACAGCGCCGCCGCGAUGUGGGCAAGUUCCGCGCGCACCUCGUGGAGCUGACGACGAAGCUCGACGGUCUGACAGCCCUGCACGGCGACCACGCGCGGACGUUGUUACGCGAGAGCCAAGACACGAGUGGGCGCAUACUCGAGGCGUCAUGCAGUCUCGUGAGGGCCGAGGUCGACAUAUUCGAGUCCCUGGCGAGGAAAGGUUGGAGCGGCGGCGGACUGGACGAGCUACUGGAAAAGGGCGCGGAUCUGUUUGCGAGUGACGAGGUUACGGAUUUUCACCACGCGAGCAUCGGGGCCGUCGGGGGCUCCGCUGAGACGGCGAAGCUGUUCAGUAUUCUCCCGCCGAAGAGUAUUCUCGCAGAUGCCGCGUCGGACGUGACGAGGCCCGGGGGCCAUGCUAGGGGGGAUAGCCUGUUGAGCGAUUCGGACCGGUAUCAAAGCCUUGCGGCCGUGGCGUCACCCGGACUGGGGGAGCAGCACGACAACGAUACUGACAGCAUCUUUUCCGAGACGAACUUUAACAGGUCGAGGGGCGUGAGGCCGUUUUCGCCGCAACCUAUCAGGCGGCACGCUACGGACGUGACGUUUGAUAGCUUGGGUGUCGGUUUAAGUGAACAGUCGCAGGCGGAUGAUAAGGUCGUCGAUGACAGACAAAAUGACAUUUUGCAUGAGGAGGAUGAAGGGGAGACAGCAGAGCUGUUACAACCACCCUGGAGAGAUGAACGGGCGGGCGCCGACGACGACGCAAGCGCAGUGGACGACGAAGACGGGAGGAAUACUACAGAAAUUGCAAACGGGGAAACAGAGGAAAGAGGCAGACCGGGGAGACGGUGGAGUGUAAAUGAGGAAGAUGGAGCAUAG